AUGUCUGACAACGCCGGCAACAAAGACGAGCAGCAGUUCUCUAUUCAGCCUCAUCCGGCUACGACCAACGAUCCCUCGACGGACCCUGCUCUGACGGGCAAGGGAGGUCAAGAUGCUACGGGCAAGCCAGGCCCUUUCAUCCCUGACGACGAGAUGGCAUCGAAGCUCGAGAAGCCCAAGAGCAGCGACGAGCUCAAGGCCGCCAGCGCCAAGCUCAAUGAGUAG
Messenger RNA from Jaminaea rosea, 225 nucleotides. RefSeq lists its product as hypothetical. The transcript is spliced from 3 exons. Bases 1 to 225 code for a protein of 74 amino acids. The record is from RefSeq and is a predicted model, not a curated record. Lineage: Eukaryota; Fungi; Basidiomycota; Exobasidiomycetes; Microstromatales.